Molecule: messenger RNA, 1507 nt
Organism: Malaclemys terrapin pileata
Lineage: Eukaryota; Metazoa; Chordata; Testudines; Emydidae
Gene: LIMD2
Product: LIM domain containing 2
Exons: 6
Coding region: 353-739 (128 amino acids)
Biological process (GO): actin filament bundle assembly
Cellular component (GO): actin cytoskeleton; plasma membrane
Molecular function (GO): actin filament binding
Source: RefSeq, a predicted model, not a curated record
AAAAAAACCCAACAAAGCCCCCCCCCCCACCCCCUUCCUGGCCAGAGGGACGGACAGACCCCGCCGGGGAACCCCCCUCUGCUCUGCAGCCCCGCGAGGAGCCCGGCGCGGGCACAGGGUCUCCCCAACCCCGAGUGUCUCCUUGGUGCUGAGAACGUCCCCUCCCCCGAGGGCCAAUCUCCCGACUAGGGACAAAGCAUCUCAGCUUGUUGCUCGGCUCCACCCCAACCACAGCUGGAGCUCGACGGAGCCUGAUAUCGCAAGGGGCCAGACUUAGCCGCAGCAGCCCGGCAGCAUUUGGCCACUGACGUCAACCUCGGGAUUAAACCAAAAGCCAGAGGGGGAAGGAACCAUGUUCCAGGCCAAGGGACCAGCCAGCGCGACCUCCACUCACGAGGCAAAGAGCAACUCUGGAGGCAGCACGGUGCAGCGUUCCAAGUCGUUCAGUCUGAAAGCCCAGGUGAAGGAGAUGUGCGCGGCCUGCCAAAAACCCGUCUACCCCAUGGAGCGGCUGGUGGCCGAUAAGUUCGUCUUCCAUAAUGCCUGUUUCUGCUGCAAGCACUGCAAUGCCAAGCUCAGCCUGGGCAGCUACGCGGCGCUGCACGGCGAGUUCUACUGCAAGCCCCACUUCCAGCAGCUGUUCAAGAGCAAAGGCAACUACGACGAGGGGUUCGGGCGCAAGCAGCACAAGGAGCUGUGGGUGCACAAGGAGGUGGAGAGCGGGACCAAGUCGGCGUGAUGGGGCCCGUUCCUGCCCUUCCCCCCCCCCGCGCCGAACCCAGAACGGGCAACGUGGAGCAUACAGCUGAACCGAGGGCUGACUGAGUUGCUGUAAAGCAAAGGCAACCCCCAGGAGACAGGCAGACGCCGCCUGGCUCCAAACAGCCACGUGGCCGGGGCGGGGGGGUGUCCUUUGGCAGGUGAAGGACCUGAGCGGGGCGGGAGGGUGCUGGGAAGCGCGAGGCUCAGUGGGGACGGUUGGAGGGGGCCGACUUGAAUGGAGCAUAACCCUUGAGAGCAGGUGCUCGGUGGGAGAGGGUCAGGGCUGGCCUGGGCGUAUCUGCUAAUAUCUAUAUGCCCCCCCUUGCAGAACUCGGGGAAGAGCCUCUGGGUGCCCACCAGACGAGCAUGCAAAGUGCACUUCCUUUAACCCCGUCCCCGUGGCCCAGGUGUCUGCUGCCCAGGAGAAGGAGGCAGUUGGGCGUCCACAGAGCCAGUGCCGUGGUGUCAACCGUCCCCCUCCCACUCCCGUCCUGCCUGCCGGUGCUGGCAUGGGGGGGGAGAAGCAGGGAGGGGGUCGCUCUUUGGUUUGCAGCAGCUCAGGUCAGCGGAGGGUGUUCAGCCUUCCCGAUGUUGCCCCGUGACUGUUUAACGUUGUCUGUCUGGUUUUUCUAGUUGCCUUUGAUUGGUACGUUCCGCACCGGAGCCCGGGCUGCCGGCUUGCUGCACCAGGCCACGGCCACGCGCUUUUUUUGAUUAUUUUUGUAAUACAAGGUUUCCGAGCCUU